Molecule: messenger RNA, 1400 nt
Organism: Aspergillus ochraceoroseus IBT 24754
Lineage: Eukaryota; Fungi; Ascomycota; Eurotiomycetes; Eurotiales; Aspergillaceae
Product: Apq12 family protein
Exons: 2
Coding region: 409-933 (174 amino acids)
Source: RefSeq, a predicted model, not a curated record
AACCUAUCAUGCAUUAUUGAUAAAUAACUACCCAUAUCUGCUCCACGGGAGCCUCCUUCCUCUCUACCGAUUUCCGCAGGAUAGGGCUGGACCAGGAAAGGAACUCUUACCUACCUAACCUAAGGUGCAGAGUACAAAUCAGACUCCGCCAUGAAAGCAAAUGUUUGCUUUGUUUGUUUUCAUUCAACCUCCUCGACUAUUCAUUCCUUCAUUCCUUCAUUGUCCUCUCUCAACUUGGUGAUCUUCUGUACAUACAAAGAAACUAACUGCCCUUGAUCUCUUUAAAUAUCCGUAAGGAUCCUACUGUUCUUGACAGAUAAAUAUGCUCAUCGUUAGCUGUCUUGAAUAACCCAACUAUUCUCUUUCUCUCUUGCACACCUCCUCAUCCAAGUACACAUUCCCACCACCAUGGACUAUCUCCCAGAAUCAAUAAGUUCCAUCAUUCAGCAUCCAACUAUUCAACAACUUGCCUCCUCUCCCAUUGCCUCUAACCUUGCCCAUCUUCACGCGACUUACCUCGACCCUUCCCUCACCCGUCUUCAAACCACCUACCUUGACCCUUCUCUCGCCCACCUGCGCUCGACAUACGUUGACCCUUACGUCGUGCAACCCACCGCCACUCUCCUCGCAUCCAUGCCGGAUCUCGUCUCUGUUCUGGUCCUGCUCGUCGUCCUGCUGCUCUCCCUGAAAAUCCUCGACUACGCCCGCCGCAUGGUGAUGUUCUGGGUGUCGCUCGUGAUGCGCCUGCUCUGGUGGGCCUCCAUAAUCUCCCUGGGACUCUACGUGUACCAGGCCGGCCUGGAGAAGUCGGCGCAGGAUCUGGGAUGGGUUCUGGGCGUUCUGAAGGCGUUUGUCGAUCGCUUUUGGACUUGCAUGGAGCCACCCGCCACGGAAGGUAAUGGCUACACGCAGAAAUUCUGGCGAAACUCUUAACACCUGUGUCGUUCUCCUCGGGUCUCGGGGCUUAGUUGUUUCCCUUGCGCUUGCUUGGUCGGGUUGGUCGACCUAUUAUCAGCAUUACUCAUGGUCUGUUUGUCGGCGUUGGGAUUGGUAUAUUCUAUUCUAUACGAGCGUGUUGAAUUUUGGUCGGAUGGGGAAAUAUUUAUACACCUUGAUUAGGGUUCUACGACUGUUCUUAUGACGUGUGUGUGUGUGUGUGUGUAUGUGUGCAUGAAUGGUUAUAUUCAUAUUAGCUGGAUGACUAGAUUAUGUUGUUUUUUUGGAGGGGGUGCUACAUGUGCAUCCAUUCUCUUUGGCACGCUGGGAGAUAAGAUAAUAGUUAUCUUCAGCUUCUGUCCCUAACUUGCAUUAUUCCUCUCAGUAAAUCGUCUCUGAUUUAUUCUCGGUUUGAAUAGAGUCUUCGAGUUUUGUGUGUAUGUGUAGAGACGACAGGUGCAGAA